AUGAUUGAGAUCUCAAACUCGGGAAUUGUUUUCACGCGCGUGACGCCUCUUAGUGCUCCUGGGUCUGGCUCCUGGGUCUGGCUCCUGGGUCUGGCUCCUGGGUCUGGCUCCUGGGUCUGGCCCCUCCUGGGUCUGGCUCCUGGGUCUGGCUCCUGGGUCUGGCCCCUGGGUCUGGCCCCUGGGUCUGGCUCCUGGGUCUGGCUCCUGGGUCUGGCCCCUGGCUGGCUCUUCUGCGGUCUGAGCGCUCCGUCUGACGUGUCCUCAUGUGUCCUCGUGUGUCUGUGUGUGUGUGUGUGUGUGUGUGUUCUCCCAGACGGACGACCGCUGUACGUCUUGAGGCUGGGACAGAUGGACACUAAGGGCCUGGUGAGGGCCCUGGGGGAGGAGUCUCUGCUCAGACACGUGCUGUCCAUCAACGAAGAGGGCCUCAGACGCUGUGAGGAGAACACCAAGGUGUUCGGCCGACCAAUCAGCUGCUGGACCUGCCUGGUGGACCUGGAGGGGCUGAACAUGAGGCACCUGUGGCGGCCGGGGGUGAAGGCGCUGCUGAGGAUCAUCGAGGUGGUGGAGGCCAACUACCCCGAGACCCUGGGCCGCCUGCUCAUCCUGAGGGCCCCCCGCGUGUUCCCCGUGCUCUGGACCCUGGUCAGCCCCUUCAUCGACGAGAACACCCGCAAGAAGUUCCUGAUCUACGCGGGCAACGACUACCAGGGCCCGGGCGGCCUGCUGGACUACAUCGACAAGGACAUCAUCCCCGACUUCCUGGGGGGGGAGUGCAUGUGUGAGGUCCCAGAGGGGGGUCUGGUCCCCAAGUCCAUGUACCGGACCACGGAGGACAUGGAGAACGAGGGGGUGCGACUCUGGACGGAGACCAUCUACCAGAGCGCCAGCAUCUUCAAGGGUGCGCCGCACGAGCUGCUGAUCCAGAUCAUCGACGCCUCCUCCGUCAUCACGUGGGACUUUGACGUGUGUAAGGGCGACGUGGUCUUCAACAUCUUCCACUCCAAGCGGGCCCCGCAGCCCGCCCGCAAGGAGCCCCCGGGGCCCCACGGGUCCCCCCCGCCCCCCGGGAACAACGUGCAGCUCAUCGACAAGUCCUGGACCCUGGGCCAGGACUACAGCCGGGUGGAGUCCGCCCUCACCUGCAAGGAGGGCGAGAGCGUACAGGGCUCCCACGUGACGCGCUGGCCGGGCUUCUACAUCCUGCAGUGGCGCUUCCAUAGCAUGCCGGCCUGCGCGGCCACCAGCCUGCCGCGCGUGGACGACGUGCUCGCCUCGCUGCAGGUCUCCUCCCACAAGUGCAAGGUCAUGUACUACACCGAGGUGCUGGGCUCCGAGGACUUCAGAACGGCUUGCUAUGACGUGCAGAGUUUGGGCUCCAUGACCAGCCUGGAGUCCAGUCACAGUGGCUUCUCCCAGCUGAGUGCCGCCACCACCUCCUCCAGCCAGUCCCAGUCCAGUUCCAUGAUUUCCAGGUAGAGGGGACUCCAACCUGGACUACAACUCCCAGCAUGCCCCUCUUCUGCUCCCCUCUCCGGGGCUCCACUCCUUCCUGCUUCGUCCUCUGUGAAGCCCGCCACCCCUAGGACGGGGAGGUCUCUGAGUGGAAGCGAAGCAUGCUUGCACAAACGAAAAGUCCAAAAAAAAAAAAAGACAAAAAAACGACAAAGAGAAAUGGCAAACCGAAAA
Molecule: messenger RNA, 1689 nt
Organism: Gadus macrocephalus (Pacific cod)
Lineage: Eukaryota; Metazoa; Chordata; Actinopteri; Gadiformes; Gadidae
Product: SEC14-like protein 1
Biological process (GO): negative regulation of RIG-I signaling pathway
Cellular component (GO): cytoplasm; cytosol
Molecular function (GO): RIG-I binding
Source: RefSeq, a predicted model, not a curated record